Messenger RNA from Terrapene triunguis (Three-toed box turtle), 2060 nucleotides. RefSeq names its product Ly1 antibody reactive (gene LYAR). Gene Ontology annotation, biological process: negative regulation of transcription by RNA polymerase II; rRNA processing. The record is from RefSeq and is a predicted model, not a curated record. The transcript is spliced from 9 exons. NCBI's taxonomy places the organism in Eukaryota, Metazoa, Chordata, Testudines, Emydidae. Gene Ontology annotation, molecular function: DNA binding. Bases 191 to 1384 code for a protein of 397 amino acids. Gene Ontology annotation, cellular component: nucleolus.
GCAGUUGGGGCCGAGCCAUACCUCUUGCUCCGCGGCGGCCGGGUGGAGGGAGGCGAGGUGGCCGCGGCAGCACGUGCCGGGUGCGGGAUUGGCCGUUGGAGGCUGUGGCGCAGCAUUUAAAAUUUCGAUUUGAAAAAGAAGCAGUUGUAAGCACCUUUUGAGAAGAAACUAUUUCAAUCACUUCACCAAAAUGGUAGUUUUUACCUGCAGUGCAUGUGGAGAAUCUGUGAAGAAAGGGCAAGUUGAAAAACAUGUAAACAUUUGCAGAAACUGCCAGUGCCUUUCUUGCAUGGAUUGUGGCAAAGAUUUCUGGGGUGAUGAUUAUAAGAGCCAUGUGAAAUGUAUAAGUGAAGAUCAGAAAUAUGGUGGCAAGGGUUAUGAAGCCAAAACUAACAAAGGAGAUGUUAAACAACAGGAGUGGAUCCAGAAGAUUCAUGAAGUAAUAAAGAAGCCAAACAUUAGCCCCAAAGUGAGAAACAUCUUGGAGCAAAUGCACACCUAUGACAAUAUUCCAAGAAAAAAGGUCAAAUUUCAGAAUUGGAUGGUGAACAGCUUUAAUGUUGACAAUAGUGCUCUGCAGGACCAGGUGUGGGAUAUCUUUUCUGAAGCAACCAGCAACGGGCCAAGCAAAAAAGAACUAGAGAAACCAUUGCAGAAAGUAGGAAGCCAGCCUGUAAAAAGUGAAGUAAACCCAUUGUCUACAGAAAAAAACGAAAUGACGGCUGAUAAACUUGAGAGGAAAAAGAGUAAAAGAGAGCGAAAAGAAGAAAGACAAAAGAACAAAAAGACAGAGAAAAAAGAAGUGAAAUUAGAAAGCCAACGAGAGAACUCGGAAAAUAAAAAAGACAAAAAGCCUAAGAAAGAAAAGGAAGGUACUGAGGAUGAAAAUGAGGAAACUUCCAAAAGUAAUAAUGCAGAAAGGAAGAAGAAGAAGAAAAAGCAUGAGAGGAAUAUUACAGCUCAGGUGGAAAUAAAUGGAAAUGGUAAUCAUAAUGAAGAAGAAAAACAAACACAUAUAAAGAAACAAAAACGUAAACAUGCAGAAGAAGAACCUUACACCAGAACAAAAAGAAUGAAAUAUAUAAAAACAUCUGCAGCCACAGAAACUGAAAAAAGUGAGGAUGCAGCCAUGGAAACUGAAGAAAUUGGGGAUGCAGAUAAAGAUAAAUUCAACUGGAAGGGAACUAUCAAAGCUGUUCUGAAGCAAGCCCCAAACAAUGAAAUUUCAAUAAAAAAACUAAGAAAAAAGGUUUUAGCCCAGUAUCAUGCAGUAGUUGGUGAACAUCAUAAAUCACAAGAGGAUCUUCUAGUCAUAUUUAAUAAGAAAGUGAACAAUAAUCCCAAAUUCAAGGUUUUAAAGGACAAAGUUAAACUCCUGAAAUAGAAAAUGAGUGUCUUCAUAAUGAUCAAGUUUUACAAUUGUAGACUGUCCAAAUUCUCCUAUCACGUAUGCAAACACAGCUUUCACUGACUUCAGUAGACGUUGAGUAUGUAUCACAGCAUAAUUUAGCUGUAAUUCUAUUCCUGGAUUCCCCACUCCUUUUCUUCCCUACACUUAUAUGUACAACUGAAAUUUGGGAAUGGUUGCAUAUGUUUUCAGAAAUUUUGAUUUUACAGAAAAUAUAUUUUUGGUAGAACUUUUAACGGACAAUGGAAAAUUUGUUGCCCAUUCUAUUAAAAUCCUUUUCAUGUUACUGAAUUUAUGCAGGUGUGAAUUUGCUUAUUAAGACCCAGGUUGUAUUGCACCUUUGCAGGAAGCAGUACAGCUGUAAACUUGAUGAUGUAUUAAUACAACACAUAAUGAAAAUAUUUUGUUAUAUGCGAAACAAAAAUGUUUUGGUCCAAAGCUAAUGGUAUAUGCUGCAGAUCAUACAUACUAAUAUUUUAGCAUCCUGUUUUGUCAUAAAAGGAAUAAUUGAGAUUUGUCUGUGUCAAGUCACUAUCCAUUUAACGUUUAAUUUCCUAAUGCACACUAAAUGAAAAUACAUACCUUUAUACACACAGAGUUAAAUCUGUUCAUAUUUCAUUACCAUAAAUAUUUGGUUAGAAGCCAAGUAAAG